AUGCGUCAUGAGGUUGCUGGCCUUCUUGGGAACUUGAACGUCAUUUACGGGCACUGGCAGUUAGUGGACUUUCGAAGUGAAACAACAACCAUCAAAAUGCCGCACACCAAAACAGAUACCGCAUUCCGAUACCCUCAAAACGAAGACCAGAGCCGUCGUCUUCGCAACACCACCCAGGAUCAAAGAGCCGCUCAGAGGCAGCAAUACUCAUCGGAGUCAGCCACUGCGGCAUCCCUGGCAGCCGAUCCAACCUCCAAUUGGGGUCCGGAGGAAUUCUUCGAGACCACCGUCGAUGAGUACGGUCAGCCAGUCACUGACCAGUAGGCCUUCACGGAUGGUGCGAGGAUGAGUAGAGGCGUCUC
Messenger RNA from Aspergillus neoniger CBS 115656, 362 nucleotides. RefSeq lists its product as uncharacterized. The transcript is spliced from 3 exons. NCBI's taxonomy places the organism in Eukaryota, Fungi, Ascomycota, Eurotiomycetes, Eurotiales, Aspergillaceae. Bases 1 to 324 code for a protein of 107 amino acids. The record is from RefSeq and is a predicted model, not a curated record.